CUUGGCUUCUUGCAUUCUCGCAUUUUGAUGUUCCUCUAUGUGAAAACACAGAUAAUAAUAGGAAGCCAAUGCUUGUUUUCCACAUAUUUGGAAUUUACCGGAAAAAUCUAGCAUAGAUGGAUUUGACGGCUUGCUGUAUUAUAGGAGAAAUGAUUAAGGAAUAGAUAAUGGUGUGAGAGGAAGUUGGUUUAUAUGAUGUCAUAACUUUCCAUGGCAAAGUGGAAGUGCUGGUUCGGAUGGGUGAAAAGGCUCUUCGCUCCUGAGUCAAAGGCCAAAAAGCCAAAGAAAUGGGGAUGGAGUCUUGGAAGGUUAAAGCUGAAACAGUAUCCCACACUUACAGCACCAAAUAGAGCACUUGCUAAAGCAAGAGAAGAGCAGAGAAAGCAUGCUUUGACUGUGGCCAUUGCAACAGCAGCUGCUGCAGAGGCUGCUGUUGCUGCUGCUCAUGCUGCUGCUGAGGUUGUCCGUCUAACCGGUCAUUCCUAUUCUUAUAUAUCCAAAGGAGAUCGAAACUUGGCUGCCACAAAAAUUCAACGUGCAUACCGCGGAUAUCUUGCUAGGAAAGCAUUGAGAGCAUUGAAGGGAGUUGUGAGACUUCAAGCUAUAGUUCGUGGUCAAGCUGUGAGACGUCAAGUGUUCAGCACUCUGAAGAAUUUGCCUUCCAAUGCAAGAGAGCAGGAAGAAAUCCAUGAAAGAAGCAAUCAUUCUGCAGAUAAAAGUUACAAAAACGACAAGAGCAAUCAGUUUUCAAGUCAGAAAAAGAAGUUAGAAGAGAGGGAAAUUAAGCCUGAUUGCCAUGCUCGAAGGACUUGGGAUUCCAGCUUGCAUUCGAAAGAAGACGUAGAAGCCAUAUGGUUGAGAAAACAAGAGGCCAAUAGCAAAAGAGAGCGCAUGAAACAGUAUUCCUUCUCUCACAGGGAGAGAAAAAAUUCACACAUGAUAGAAGAAUAUGGACCCUGUAAGGAAUUCGGAAGAGAGAGCUGCCGCACUCUAGGACAAUGGCUGCAGGAAGAAACAUAUAAUAGAGAUGCGUUUCAUAAACCAGACAUUCUCUCAGACCUGAUGACAAGAGACUUGCAUGGUUCAACACAAGUUGCACUGAAGAGUGCAAAGAGAGAAGAGUCACAGGAAGGAUUAAUUCCACACAUUUCACUCUCAAGAAAAUCAUUUUCUCACGUAAAGAAAGUGUCAUCACUUGCAGAUGGUAGUUCCAUGCCAAAUUCUCCAUUUUUUCCCACUUACAUGGCCGUGACAGAAUCAGCAAAGGCAAAAUCAAGAUCUAUAAGCACACCAAAGCAGAGAACAGAAUUUCUGGAAUUAUGCCCCAAUCAGAUUGAACCUCACAAGGAAGGCAUAUCUUUUUGGUCCUGUCAUUAUGGUGAGCCUGCCAGCACCCGUGGAGACAAAGAGUUUUUUCGGCAGAGAUGUCAGAGUGCAGAUCACCAUCAUUAUCAUUAGAACGUGUUGAAUAUAUUGAAAACCAAGUGUUGCUGAAAUCUCCUGAAGUUUGCAGAGGCACACCAGCAAGGUUUAAUUCACACUUGGUUGUGCCACUGGUAUAUACUAGAGAUUGAAAGAGGCAUUGCUGAACCUUCAAUUUGCUCACACUCUGACGAAAUAUUCGCUAAUAUUUUUUUUUUCUGUCUUGAAUCUUCUCAUUGUGGUUUCUCGAAGAAUUCUUCCUAGUUUUGGGGGCAGGCAACGUUACUGCUGCGUACAUGUGUCAUAAUCUAAAUUGGUUUUUGGAUUUUAUCCUCCUUUUAUAUCAUUGGAUUGUUAAUUUGGCUUUCUGCGUUUCUCUGAAAG
Molecule: messenger RNA, 1806 nt
Organism: Prosopis cineraria
Lineage: Eukaryota; Viridiplantae; Streptophyta; Magnoliopsida; Fabales; Fabaceae
Product: protein IQ-DOMAIN 12-like
Exons: 6
Coding region: 211-1458 (415 amino acids)
Molecular function (GO): protein binding
Source: RefSeq, a predicted model, not a curated record